UAAACCUGCCGUAAAGCAACAUUAACUGUCGUAACUUUGAGUCCGGCAGCAGAGGUCACAACAAACUACUCAGCAUGGGAGGUGACCACGGCCACAGCAAGACAUCCAUGCCAGACUGGCGGCAGUGGAAGGCGGAGGGAACACCUUUGGAGUUCACACAGCAGAGGCUGGCAGCCAGGGGUCUCAAGGAUCCAUGGGCACGUAACGAGGCUUGGAGAUACUCAGGUGGCUUCGCUCGCGCUGUGACUCUGUCUGAUGUGCUACUGAAGGGAUUCAAGUGGGGCUUUGCUGCCUUUACUGUUGCUCUGGCUGUAGAGUACGCCCUGUUCCCUCCAAAGAAAGGGGGCCACUAAUGCUCAUCACUGUCCCUCAAGCCCAGACCAUAAUGCAUUCUAAUAAUAUUCUGUAUUUUCUGUUUAUUAAAUGUUUUUCCGAUCA
Chelmon rostratus (copperband butterflyfish) is the source of this 438-nucleotide messenger RNA. Its product is annotated as NADH dehydrogenase [ubiquinone] 1 beta subcomplex subunit 3-like. The coding region runs from base 75 to 353 and encodes 92 amino acids. Gene Ontology annotation, biological process: mitochondrial respiratory chain complex I assembly; electron transport chain. The transcript is spliced from 3 exons. Lineage: Eukaryota; Metazoa; Chordata; Actinopteri; Chaetodontiformes; Chaetodontidae. Gene Ontology annotation, cellular component: mitochondrion. The record is from RefSeq and is a predicted model, not a curated record.